This is a messenger RNA of Tupaia belangeri chinensis (Chinese tree shrew), 592 nucleotides long. It is a transcript of the gene RBIS, whose product is annotated as ribosomal biogenesis factor. Gene Ontology annotation, biological process: ribosome biogenesis. NCBI's taxonomy places the organism in Eukaryota, Metazoa, Chordata, Mammalia, Scandentia, Tupaiidae. The transcript is spliced from 4 exons. Gene Ontology annotation, cellular component: nucleolus. The coding region runs from base 227 to 529 and encodes 100 amino acids. The record is from RefSeq and is a predicted model, not a curated record.
GGCUGGCGGGAAAGUUUUCGGGAGUUCAGGCAGGUUCAGGCCCGCCGGUGCCGAAAGGCUCGGUUCCGUCGCCUUCUGCUGCGGACAGCCCUACUCGGCAGCGCGUCUGCUACUGCAGGCCUGGGGGUGCCUGUUGGGCCCUCAUCCGUUCGCUGGGUCCCAGUUUUUGUGUCUAAGAUCUUAGCGUUCACGUGGUUGUCAGAGGCGUUUCCUAUUCACUCAGACAAUGGCCAAGAACAAAUUUAGAGGUCAGAAGUCCAGGAAUGUAUUUCACAUAGCCAGCCAAAAAAACUUCAAGGCUAAAAACAAAGCAAAACCAGUUACUACAAAUCUUAAGAAGAUAAACAUUGUGAAUGAUGAAAAAGUUAACAGAGUGAAUAAAGCUUUUGUAAAUAUACAGAAAGAACUGGCACACUUUUCAAGAGGCCUUUCUCUUGAACCUCUACAGAAAGAUCUGGUUCCUCAGCGACAUCUUGAAAAUGAACCUGUUAAUGUUGAUGAAGCUACAAGAUUAAUGGCUCAGUUGUAAUGUAGUGAUGAUAUAUCAAAGUACCCAAAAAGUUCAAUAAAUUAAAUGUUUUAUACAAUUUUA